AUGAUCAAUAUCUUAUUCUAAAUUUAAUAAUAGUUUGUCUCGUUUUACUUAACAACUAAAAAUUAAAGCAACUUAUUAACUAUAUAAGUAUAUUUAUUUUACAAAUUUAGAAUUUAGAAUAAUUCAAUUAACAAGGCGACAAAAGAUCCCAACUCCUAAUUUCAAUAUUAUAAAUAAAUCAUAAUUGCUUAAAAUGUUAAUCUCCCCACUCUAUACCCGAAUGUUUGUUAAGGAAGAUGUCUAACAUUAAAAAUAAAUAGUUAAUUAACAUUUUGGUAUAUUGUAAUUAUAUAUCUAAUAAUGCACCUCUUAAAGCACUUAUAAAAUUAAUUUUGUAAUAGGCAAAUGAUAUUUACUUUAAGCAAUCUUUUAAUAAUCUUUCUUAUUAUUUGUACUAAAGAGCAAAGUAAUAUUAAAAAGAAGCUAUUCAUAAAAAUACUAUUCGUAAUUCAAAUGAACAUUAAUCAUCUUUGAAUGUUUAAUCUGCAUUUAUGACUAGUCAUUCUUCAAAUAUAUUAUUUCCUCUAUUAAUUGAAACAAUUUAAAGUAAAAUUAGUUUUUGGAGCAAAUUAAUAAAUGGAUAUUAAGACAUAGAACAUUAUUUAGUUGAGACACUGAAAACAACUGAUAAAAUGUUAUAAUGUAAACAUGAAAUUGAGUAAAGAUUUGAUAUGUUUAAUAAUAAAUUAAAAUCUUAAUAAUAAUCAGAUAUAUUGACAUUAAGAAUAAUUUAAAUUUAUCAUUCAGGAAUAUAUUCAAAUGCAUUUUAGACAUAUUAAAUAGAGAAAUAAAUUGAGGAAUUAAUAAAAAAUGAAAGAUAUAAGUAAGAUGAAUCUUUAGAUAAUAUGCAAUUGAUAUAAAGUAUAAAUUAAUAAUUAAUUGUUAGAUAGAUUAAUAAUUCUUAAGUCUAGUCUAGUAAGAAGAAGAGGAGAACUUGCAAACCUAAAUGUUAGAUAAUUAGCUUUAUUUUUAAAUGAAAAUGAAGAUAGUGUAAAAGGUAUUAGACAUUGCAAUUAAUUGAUGCCUAGUUUUAUUUCAUCAAUUCAUGAAAAAUUGAUGGAUAAUUAUUUGUAAAGAGGUCAUUCUAAACUUAUGAUAAAUGGUGAAUCAUCUUUUUGUUAAAAUGUAUCAGGGUAUUUAGAAUUAUGUAGUUUAAAUUUAUUUAAUUUUUUUGAUGAUAAAGAUGAUUUUAUUUUAAAUAUGAUAAUUACUAAGUAAUAAUCAAAUAAUGAAAUCAUUUUAUUUGGUAUUGAUGGUAAAAUAUUAGGAUUUACUAAAUAUUUUUAUGAAGAAAUUUUACAGAAUACUGUAAAGAUGAAUUUAUCACAUUAAAAUGAUAAGGAUUAAAAUGAAAUCAAAAUUACAGUAAAAGAAUUCUUAAAUAAAAAUCCAUUAAUUUAAUUUUAUAUUCCUGGAAUAUUUAGUUAAGUUUAAGAAUUAAGAUAAUAAAUAGAAUCAUCUUCUAAUUAUUUGAUGAAUAAUUUAAAAUCUUUUUGGAUAUAUCCUAAUAAUCAUUUAGAAUGUUUAUAAAAUUCUUAAUUAAUAUUUUCUUAAUUCAAAAAGAGAAGUUAUGGAUCCUAAUAGAAUUUUAGAUCAUAUAAAUCUUAGACUUAUUCAAAGUAUUCUUAUAAUACAAUUAAUACAUAAUUUGAUCUUUAAUAUGAUAAUUCUGAUAUGUCAUCAGAAUUAAAAUCAAAUAUUUCAAUUAAUGGAAUUCCUAUAUUAUUAUUACAUCCUGAAGUUGAAUAGCAAAUAUAAAGAAUUAUUGAUUUAAGUGAAUCUUAGUCUAAAAUGCCUUAAACAGGACUUUUUUAUAGUCUUUAAUUUAAAACACUGAAUUUUAAGAGAGGAAAUUAUGGCUAUUUUAUGCUGACUAUCAAAGAUUUUAAAACUAUUGCAAAUUAUACAAUAAAUGGAUAACAAACAUCUAGAACUUAACCUACACUCUAUUAAUCAUUAAUUCCAUCAUAAGAAUUUUCUGCAAUUAAUAUAAAAAGCAAUUAAACUUUUUCUUAAGAGAUUAGAAGUGAUAAUCCUGAUUCUCAAGAUCCAGUUAUUUAAGAAAUAAGAUAAAUGAAUAACAAUCAAAAACUUAAUGAUAGUAGUGCAAUUGAUAAUAGUUUCAAAUUUUAAGUAAAACAAUCAGAUAGAUCUAAUCUAUUUGACUCUAGUAGAUAACCUUUAUUUGCUAGACCUAAAAUAUUUGAGAUUGAUAUAAAUGAAGAAGUAGAACGAAUUGAAUAAGAUAUGCAAGUAUAUAUUAUAAUUAUUCCAUUUAAGAUAAUUAAAGAGAUAAAACAAGAUUAAAUAGAUGAAGAUUAAGAGGAAGGUGAAAGAAAAGUUUAAUCAGUGAGUUAAAGUUAAAAGAAAAGUUCAAAUAUUUUGAUGAAGUUUCAAAAAAAAUAAAUUAAAAAUAAAGAAAAUGACUUUGCUUCUAAUCCCUCUAGAACAUCAACUAAUUCUACUUCAAAAGAAUCUUUACUCAUUGUAUAAUAGCUUUAUCAUAACACAUAACUUAUCACUCCUUUGAAAAUUAUCUCAAUUUUACUUUUUACCAUAUGUUCAGGUAUUUUUAUUUGUAAUUUAAUCAAUGUCUAAUUUAUCUCUGAAAACUUAAUUUCUUAAACAAAUUAACUUGCUACACUAAGGUAACCCUAAAACAUCAAUUUUUUCUAUACAUCUGAAAUUUUAUAGGAAUGGUAUUUAAUAUUAAUAAAAAAUAAACUUGUAAAUGUUAGUCCUUUUAUGUAUUAAAGAAAUUUGGAAACAUUACAAGGAAUGUAUGACUAUGCUAGAACGACACUAGUAGAUUUAGCAAUAGUUGUACCUAAGUUAUCGUCCUAAUAAAAUUUAGAUGAUUCUAUUCAAACUAAGUUUUUUUAAGAAAAAUAAAUAGUAACUAUAGAUUAUCCUUUAGAGGAAUUUUAUACUGUAUUGUAUUAAAAAACAGAAACAUCCUAUAGGUAAUUUAUUAGCGAUGGAAUCUUAGAAUUUUCAUAAAUAAUGCCUUUAGGUGUUGUUAGAUUAAAUCUAUUAGAUAUGUUAGAUUUUCAUAAUCGAUUAAUUUAAGCUAUAAUUAAAAACACUAUUGAUUAAUAAUCUUAAGUUAAAUCUUAUUUUUUAUAAGUUAUGUUUUUCGAAAUGUUUAGUAUCUUUUUAAUAAUUGGAAUAUAAUUAAGAUAUUGGCUUUUUAUUGAUCAUAUAAUAAAGUCAAUAUUAUUUCUGGUUUCCAGAUUAAAUGAAAAUCAGGCAUUAGAUUAAAUUAAUAGAUUAUCAUUAAUUAAAGAUUAAUUAGAUAAUCAAAUAAAUGGAAAUUGGAAGUUAUUUAAUUUUGGUGAUGUUAUGUAUGGAUUUUCUGAGAGAAAGGCGAAAAAGGCAAUUUUAAAAACAAAUUUGGAAUUAAGUUAAAAUAAUAUUAAGGCUACUAGUGCUUUAUAUUCUAGAAUAUAGAGAACAUAUUAUUUGAAUAGAAAAAAUGCUUUUAUUACAUUUUUUAUAACUGCACUUUUAACAAUAUAUUUUAUGACNACUAAUUCUACUUCAAAAGAAUCUUUACUCAUUGUAGCUUUAUCAUAACACAUAACUUAUCACUCCUUUGAAAAUUAUCUCAAUUUUACUUUUUACCAUAUGUUCAGGUAUUUUUAUUUGUAAUUUAAUCAAUGUCUAAUUUAUCUCUGAAAACUUAAUUUCUUAAACAAAUUAACUUGCUACACUAAGGUAACCCUAAAACAUCAAUUUUUUCUAUACAUCUGAAAUUUUAUAGGAAUGGUAUUUAAUAUUAAUAAAAAAUAAACUUGUAAAUGUUAGUCCUUUUAUGUAUUAAAGAAAUUUGGAAACAUUACAAGGAAUGUAUGACUAUGCUAGAACGACACUAGUAGAUUUAGCAAUAGUUGUACCUAAGUUAUCGUCCUAAUAAAAUUUAGAUGAUUCUAUUCAAACUAAGUUUUUUUAAGAAAAAUAAAUAGUAACUAUAGAUUAUCCUUUAGAGGAAUUUUAUACUGUAUUGUAUUAAAAAACAGAAACAUCCUAUAGGUAAUUUAUUAGCGAUGGAAUCUUAGAAUUUUCAUAAAUAAUGCCUUUAGGUGUUGUUAGAUUAAAUCUAUUAGAUAUGUUAGAUUUUCAUAAUCGAUUAAUUUAAGCUAUAAUUAAAAACACUAUUGAUUAAUAAUCUUAAGUUAAAUCUUAUUUUUUAUAAGUUAUGUUUUUCGAAAUGUUUAGUAUCUUUUUAAUAAUUGGAAUAUAAUUAAGAUAUUGGCUUUUUAUUGAUCAUAUAAUAAAGUCAAUAUUAUUUCUGGUUUCCAGAUUAAAUGAAAAUCAGGCAUUAGAUUAAAUUAAUAGAUUAUCAUUAAUUAAAGAUUAAUUAGAUAAUCAAAUAAAUGGAAAUUGGAAGUUAUUUAAUUUUGGUGAUGUUAUGUAUGGAUUUUCUGAGAGAAAGGCGAAAAAGGCAAUUUUAAAAACAAAUUUGGAAUUAAGUUAAAAUAAUAUUAAGGCUACUAGUGCUUUAUAUUCUAGAAUAUAGAGAACAUAUUAUUUGAAUAGAAAAAAUGCUUUUAUUACAUUUUUUAUAACUGCACUUUUAACAAUAUAUUUUAUGACGGGAUUCUUAUUACAUAUGUUAAAGAAUGAUAACUUUUAACCAUCUCUUACAGUUACUUUGAAAUUUGUUCAAUUCAGACAUAAUAUGGAUUCUUUAACUCUAUUGGCUGGUUUAAUAAAAACAGAACCAAUAGUACCAAAUUUGAAUCUUGAAUAUUUAAAUUAAACUUGGGCUUGUGAAUAAUUAAUUUAGUAUAAAGAUAAUUUGUCACCUUUAAUUAAUGAAGUUGCUCAAGUAAUUUUAGAGAAUGCAAAUGCUAAAAAUGAAAAAAGUAGAUUUGAUACUAUACUUAAUUUUGAUUUAUGUCUUUCAUCUAAUUCAGAUUCUAUGCCUAUUUGUGAUUUAUCAACAAUAAAAUAGUAAUAUGAUUAGUAAGUAUAUUAAUCCUAUUUUUAGAAAAGAUAUAUAUAAUAAUAUAAUCAGUAAUGGGGCAUUGGGAUACACAGCAGCACUAAUUAAAUUUAUAAAUUAAGAAUUUGAUUAUGAAAUUUAAAAUCUAAAAUACAAUUCUAGUGAGUUAAAUAAAUUUAUAAUACAAUAAUAGAGCUUUUAAAAUUUUAUUUUGCAAUACUUUACAGACAUUUAGACUGUAAUGAGAUAAUUUCUAGUAUUAUUUUAAUAAGAUAAUCUUGCAAUUGCAGAGGAUAUAAUAAGUGUAGUUCAAAUCUAUUAUUUAGGUGUAGGAAUAUGGUAUUUAAAUGUAUAAAUUAGUUUAUUUUUAUCUUAUAUAUUGUUGA
Molecule: messenger RNA, 5334 nt
Organism: Paramecium sonneborni
Lineage: Eukaryota; Ciliophora; Oligohymenophorea; Peniculida; Parameciidae
Source: the annotation of a GenBank genome assembly